GCACGAGCGCAAAGUUACGGCGGCGUGGGUGCGCGUGGUCAUGGCUACCCAGGAAGGCAAUGCAGCCGGCAUCAGGUUUUUCCUCACGUCGUCCAAGAAGUUGUCCCGGCAAGACCGCGUAGCAGUUGGCCUCAAGGAUGUACAGCAGUUCUUGGAAGCAUCGAAGGAGACAGGGGACCCAGAGAAGUUCGAAAGGGCUGUGAACGACGGAAUCUUCCUGGCCAUGCACAUCUAUGCCCUGGAGGCCAACGCACAGCUUGGGCCGAACAUGUGGUCGGCAGCCCUGAUGGAGGACGCGAGCGUACCCGGCGCCAGCGGCGAGGACGUCGACCGCGCCCUCCGCAGGGGCCUGCCGCCAGGGGCGAUCUCCGCCGAGGAGGUGCGGGAGGUCGUCAGCGCCCUGGUCGCAGCCGCGUGGGGCAAGGCGCCGUUCGGCGCCGAGCAGCUCGAGACCGCGCCGCUCGCCGUCUCCGCCUGCCCGUCCUACGCCUGCCUCCAGAUCUCCAUCGGUGUGUUAUGGGGCUACGCGCUCCGCGCCCUGACGAUGCGGCUGGCGCUCGACCGCGCGCUGGGCACCGUGCCCGAGAGCGCGAAUGCCGCCCGGCGGCGGCUGGAGCGGGCGUUUGCGGACGACGGCGGCGAGGCCGCCGCCUCUGCUUCAGAGGUCGACGACCGACCGUCGCUGCACCGCUACGCCUCCGAGUUCUUCGGCCACCGGGACUGGGCGGCCCUGUGUCGGUUGUCCGACAGCGCGGUUGGAGUUCUGGAGGGCGAGUUUGCUCAGGCAACUCCAGCGCUGGCACUGUUAGCUGGCCGUCUGGGCGCUGGCCUGGACUAUUUCGACGGCGGCAUUCGCGGGGGUGUGAAGAACGACGAGAUCAGUUUCGUCGACUGGAGCGAGUUCUCCGAUUGGAGCGACUUCUCCGAUGACUCCGAUGAUGAGGACUCCGACGACGAAAACCUGCCCGAGGACCUGGAGGACCUGGAUCAGUUGGUGACGCUGUCCCUGCAGGACUGGGAGGGGAUGCAGCGGCGAUCGAUCGUGGUGGGCGCGCUCUUGGCGGACGCCGAGGCAUUCGUGGAUCAGCAGGUGGGGCCCCUGCAGCGCGGCCGGCGCCGCGGGGCAGAUUGGGUGGACCGCCUGAUCCGCGCAGGGGCGCUGACCGCCGUCCGCAGGGAGCAGGCGGCCGUGCUGGCGGUGCGGCUGAGCCUGCCGCUGCAGCGCCUGGCGGAAGCUCUGCGCGGGUCCCUCUUGGCGUCCAAGCUGAGGUCGGCGCGGGAAGGGCUGAGCCGGAUCUACGCCCUGCGGCCGCGGAGCGGCCGCGGGGCCCGCGCCGGCGGGGGCGAGAGCGGUCCCGCGCCGGGCUGA
This is a messenger RNA of Prorocentrum cordatum, 1369 nucleotides long. Lineage: Eukaryota; Dinophyceae; Prorocentrales; Prorocentraceae. The record is from the annotation of a GenBank genome assembly.